CACCUGCGCGCACGAAGACUCCAGCGCGCGCUCCUGCAAAGAAGACCAUGCCCCCCAGGUCUCUUUGCAACCUCUCCCAGCCCGCCGGCCAGAAUCAGAGCGGGUUCUUUCCGGGGCUGUUGGACGGGGAUUUCCUGCCCGCCUCCCCGGGGACCACCGCGGAGCUGGUGAUCCGCUGCGUGAUCCCGUCCCUCUACCUGCUCAUCAUCACGGUGGGCUUGCUGGGCAACAUCGUGCUGGUGAAGAUCUUCAUCACCAACAGCGCCAUGAGGAGCGCCCCCAACAUCUUCAUCUCCAACCUGGUCGCCGGGGACGUGCUGCUGCUGCUCACCUGCGUCCCGGUGGAUGCCUCGCGCUACUUCUUUGACGAGUGGAUGUUCGGGAAGGUGGGCUGCAAACUGAUCCCGGUCAUCCAGCUCACCUCCGUGGGGGUGUCCGUGUUCACGCUCACCGCCCUCAGCGCCGACAGGUACAAAGCCAUUGUAAACCCCAUGGACAUCCAGACGUCAGGGGUGGUGCUGUGGACCUGUGUGAAGGCCGUGGGUAUCUGGGUGGUCUCGGUGCUGCUGGCUGUUCCCGAAGCAGUGUUUUCGGAAGUGGUGCGCAUUGAUAGCUUGGAUAACGGCAGCUUCGCAGCGUGCAUACCCUACCCUCAGACUGAUGAAUUACAUCCAAAGAUUCAUUCAGUGCUCAUCUUCUUGGUGUAUUUCCUCAUACCCCUUGCUAUUAUUAGCGUUUAUUAUUAUCAUAUUGCAAAGACCUUAAUUAAAAGUGCACAUAAUCUUCCUGGAGAAUAUAAUGAACAUACCAAAAAACAGAUGGAAACUCGGAAACGCCUGGCUAAAAUUGUGCUGGUCUUCGUGGGCUGCUUUGCCUUCUGUUGGUUUCCAAAUCACAUCCUCUAUAUGUAUAGAUCUUUCAACUAUAACAAGAUUGAUCCAUCUCUGGGCCACAUGAUUGUCACUUUAGUAGCCCGGAUUCUGAGCUUUUGCAAUUCUUGUGUCAAUCCAUUUGCCCUGUAUCUACUCAGUGAAAGCUUUAGGAGGCAUUUCAAUAGCCAGCUCUGUUGUGGGAGGAAGUCCUAUCCAGAGAGAUCAACCAGCUACUUAGUCAGCUCUUCUGCAGUGCGUAUGACAUCUCUGAAAAGCAAUGCUAAGAACCCAGUGACCAAUUCUGUUUUGAUAAAUGGGCACAGCAUAAAGCAGAAAAUGGCACUGUAAUUUUGGCCACUCAGCUUGCUACCUGGAAAUAACUUA
Messenger RNA from Myotis lucifugus (little brown bat), 1256 nucleotides. It is a transcript of the gene NMBR, whose product is annotated as neuromedin B receptor. Gene Ontology annotation, cellular component: membrane. The transcript is spliced from 3 exons. Gene Ontology annotation, molecular function: bombesin receptor activity. The coding region runs from base 48 to 1220 and encodes 390 amino acids. The record is from RefSeq and is a predicted model, not a curated record. Gene Ontology annotation, biological process: bombesin receptor signaling pathway. NCBI's taxonomy places the organism in Eukaryota, Metazoa, Chordata, Mammalia, Chiroptera, Vespertilionidae.